Messenger RNA from Seminavis robusta, 3858 nucleotides. Lineage: Eukaryota; Bacillariophyta; Bacillariophyceae; Naviculales; Naviculaceae. The record is from the annotation of a GenBank genome assembly.
AUGGCACUCGUCAAAUCAGCAGAAGAGUCUCCGAAAAAGACAACUUUGAUCCACAAACUCAAUAGUGUUGCUGUUGACAAACAAAACGACCCCUUUGCCACUUGGCAUGAGGCCAAUGGAACCAUUGGCCAGAAAUACACCUUUGGAGGGCUUUGGGCAGAAGCCGGAGCAAUUGCCUACAACCUACACCAUAAAUGGGGAGUUAAGAAAGGAGACAAGGUGGUCUUGUGCUAUGGCUUUGGGCUACACUUUUUUGCUGCCUUCCUUGGUUGCUUGAGGGCUGGGGUUGUGGCCAUUUUGGUUUAUCCUCCAUUCCCACCUCUCACCAAAACACUCCCAAAGAUGGAAAAAGUCAUCAAAGAUUGCCAACCUGUGUUGAUCUUGACGGACAUGACAAUCAUGGCAAUGAAGAAAGUGGAUGAACUAAAGCCAAUCUCAAAAAGCAAGGGAAUGUGGCCCAAGCGGAUGCCCUUCAAGGUUACCAAUGGCAGAUCAAUGUACAUGACGAGAAAAUUGGCAACCUUUGAUCAGGAAGACAUUCUUGAGUCAGAUAUUGCAUUCUACCAAUAUACAUCGGGAAGCACUGGUGAUCCAAAGGGAGUUAUGGUGACCUUUAAGGCAUUGGAAGCCAAUGUUAAGAUUAACCAUGAUGGCAUUAGCCAGAAGCUCACAGAAGAUGCAUUUGAUGCAGACAAGAUUGUUGGCUUCUCUUGGCUACCACAGUACCAUGACUUUGGGUUGAUCUUUGCCUCCAUAGUUCCUUUUACUGAAGGGUGGAGAAUGCACAUGAUGUCCCCCCUCACAUUCAUCAAGAAACCCUUGCACUGGUUGGACCUCAUGUCAAAGUAUAAAGUCACAUUGGGGGUGGCCCCUGACUUUGCCUACCAUUUGGUAGCCAGAAAGUUCAAGGAGGAGAUGUCAAAGGCAGGUGGAAAAUGUCCUAUUGCCAACUUUGACUUGUCAUCCAUCCAGUAUCUGCAAAAUGGGGCUGAGCCAAUCAGACUGGACACCCACAAAGAGUUCAGCUCUACAUUCUCGCAGUUUGGACUUAGAAACAGAUGGUUCUGCAGUGGAUAUGGCUUGGCAGAACAUGUUGUCACUGUGUCCUGGUUGAAUGAACACCGGCUAUCCACCCAACGGCCAGAGGACACAAAGAGUUUUGUUGCUGUUGGCUCCAACGAAACUUUCCAUCCCUGUGUGAACAUCACAAUUGUUGACCCUGCCAGCCAACAUGAACUUCCGGCUGACCAUACGGGUGAGAUUUGGAUUGCUGGUCCUUCUGUUGCUGCUGGAUACCAUGGAAAGCCAGAACUGUCCAGUGAGGUCUUCCAAGCCAAGCUGCCCCCUCAAGAAGAUUCUGUCACAAAUCAGGAUGAUAGCACCACCACCUUCCUUCGAACAGGGGACCUGGGCUUUAUGCAAGAUGGGUACUUGUAUGUUUGUGGCAGGAUCAAAGACUUGCUCAUUAUCAACGGGGUCAACUACUAUCCCCAAGAUAUUGAGCUUGCUGUUCAAUCCUGCAACGGUGUCAGGCCAGGAUGUGUGGCAGCCUUCUCUUCUGAUGACUCUGGUGAAGGUGAUGGCCAGCUUGAAGUUGUCUUUGAGAUUAGGAAUGCAAACAAGAUGACUGCACAGGCUGUGUGUGAGGCAAUCAAAUCUGUCAUCAUUCAGGACAUUGGUAUUGUUCCUUCCAAGAUUGUGGCAUUGGAAGAAAGAAGCAUAGCCAAGACAACCAGUGGCAAAAUCCAGAGAAGGAGAAACAGAGACCUGCUCCAUGCAAAUCAACACAAAGCUGUGUUUGUCCUGGAUCAGUCAUCCAUGUUGGAGAUAGCAGCAACCAGCGGUGGCCCCCGAGAGCUAGCCCAGGACCUGCCUCCUUCAGAGAAGUUUGAUGCCAUCAUGACUUCGCUCUUGGGAGCUGACUAUGAUCCAGAUUCUGGGUGGGAUGAAAAUGGCCUCACUUCCCUCAUCUUGAUUGAGCUCAACAACAAGCUAGCCGAAUCCUUUCCAGCCACCGUCCCCAGUGAAAUUCCUGACCAAUAUCCAACCCCGGCUGCACUCAAAGAGUAUAUCCUCAGCCCAAAUCAUGGAUCAUUCUUCCCCAUUGAAGUACCAAGCUUUGACACCUCAGCUACAAGACAUCCCUGGUCUGUAGUCACUCUGUUGCAAGGGGUUGGUAUCAUUGUGCUCUUUUUGAUGCUAUCUGUAAGCACAUUCCCUUCCUACAAGUGCUACCAGCUCAUCAUCUAUGAUGGAGCACCACCUUCUCUGGGGAUAUUACUGCCGCUAGUCUUCUUGCUUUGGCACAUUACCUUCACCCUCUUGGUUUGCCUAUCAAAGUGGAUUAUCAUUGGCAAGUACUCUUCCAAAGAGGUUCCAGUUGCAUCCCUAUACUAUGUCAGAUGGUGGUUUGUUGACAGGGCAGUGCACUUGUGGGAGAUGUUGAUCGGCAGGUAUGCCAUGGGCACUCCAUGGCAAUGGCUGUUCUAUUCAAUGAUGGGCUGCAAGGUCCACUCUUCUUCCAAGUUGGAUUGCUUCCUCCGAGAGUUUGAUCUCUUGGAGAUUGGUGAAAAUGCUGAAAUCAGUUUUGGAAUCAAAUGUAGAAAGUUUGGUCCCUGGCAGGAGUCUGGGCGGGAUGCUGGGUCUCCUACAUUGAGGUUCAGACCAAUCAGAAUUGGGAAUGGCUGUGUGGUUAAAGGACAAGUAGGUCCUGGUGUGGUUCUGGGAGAUGGCAGCAAAGUGGAGAACCUAGCUGCAGUCCCUGAGGAUUCCCAGGUCCCAACUUCUGCCAUUGCAACAGGAAGUCCUGCUCACCAGAGUGGAAUGACAAAAGCAAAAGAGCACUCAGAUCAUGAAAAGAAGAGUAUGGCUGUGUUGAGAAUUAUCAAAUGUGUUUGGCCCCUCAUGGAACUCUGCUUGACCUUUGCCAUUGCUGGGUCUGCUGGGAGGGCCAUAACAACUGGUAGCUUUGGCAUGGAGUGGCGAUAUGCUACCCUGUUGAAGGCAUUCCUCAUUAUUGUCCUCACAGGUAUUGGAAACUUACUGGUUUGUAUUCCCAUGAAAUGGAUUCUGAUUGGACACCGAAAACCAGGUCCAGUAACCAAAACUUCUAUCGUCCAAGAAUCACUUGACUGGGUGGUUGACUAUCAUUUCUUUGUCAGCCUGGUUCUUCUGGACCUUGUGGCAGAAAAUGCAGUCAUAAUCAAUGGCUUUUUGUGGUUACUGGGCUUGGAUAUUGACAUGGAAACUAAGGUGUGGGGUGUACACUUCCCUCCCUCCAAGGUGGAUUUGAUGUGUCUCAAGAAGUCAACUCUGUCUUUAUCACAUUUUGAUGUCAAACAAGAUGGAGAGUACAAAAAGAUUCAUAUUGAAAACACCAGCAUUGGGCACAGUGUCACUAUUGAUGGUGGUGUAACCAUUGACUCUGCCCAGGUCAACCCAUUGACACAUGUGACAGCCAACAUCCAAGGUAGUUUGAGUUCAAAGGGAACAAGAUUGCCACUAUCAAAAAGAUUGGUGGUUGACCUUGCCACACCUUCGAUUGCAACAGUGCUCUUCUUCUCCCUCAUCCCAACUUAUGAGUUCUUCCAAGUGGACUUCUUCACACCCUUGUCUGGAUUUCCCAUAGUCAAAUUGGCUCUGGCACUUGUUGUAUUUUGUUUCACUUGGGUCCUCCUCCUUGUGUUCCUUCAGUGGUUGAUGUUUCCAAGUCAAAGCUUUUUGGGUAGGAAAGAAGGGCAAACCAAGCACUGGUCCAUUGCUAUGUUUGCCAUUUACAUGAACUUGCAGUGCUACCUCUGGGACUUAUCCCUUCUUCCCAUCUUCUUUGGUACACACUUUUUCAACUGGUUCCUCUGA